GGAUCAUUAAUUUUUUUUUAUUCUUCAAUAAAAUACUAAAUCUGAAAAUAAAUCUAUUCAAAUUUAUACAAUUGUUAAUGAUACAUGCAUAUAUCAUCUUGAAAUGAUUUCUCACUUUUAAACUUCUCCAAAUAAAUAUACAACCAACACAAAUCGAUACCACUUGAUGAAAUAACAAUCCAUAGUACACCUGAACAAUUUAACUUUCAUAUGGAUACGAUACACCACACAAGUUAUCAAGAUUGUGAGAUAAGAAAACAACCAAGUCAAGAAAAAAAACGAUAAACGAAGGUUGUUCAUGUAAAAAAUUUUAUUUUCAAGAAUCAAUUUAUGCGAAACAUAUAUAUAUAUAUAUGAGAUGAAAUUCUGAAAAUAUAUUCUACAUUUUUUAAAAACUGUACAAUGAAACAGAAAAUUAUCGAUUAUUUUAGCAAGAAAUAUUAAUGUAUUAACUAGACCAUAUCAACAGGUGUCCAAUGUAUCAAAGUGACAAUAUGAAGAAGAAUAUCUCUUCAAGUGAAUGUUUAAAAAGGAGGAAACCUCAAAUAAAACUGGUUAAAUAUUUCUGUUCGAGGUACAGUACUUGGUUCUGGCUAAUAACUUUCUUAGCGAUAGCCGGAGUGAUCACAUUGAUUGAGAAGAGAGAUUCAACUCCUACAAACUACAGACGAACCAGAAUAACUCAGCGUUGUUUUAUUUGUGAUAAUUAUGCCAGUCUAGCGUCAGAUUCUGGUUUCCGCCCUGGUGCAGCAAGUGGACUAGCAUGGUUCGGUGGUAAGCCAGUAGUUGGUGGUUGGACAAGUAUGUCAAGUAAUGGUAACCAAUUGAGAGGUGGAUUAACUGCUCUACAAGUCUCAAGACUCUGUUCAGAAAGAGUAAAUCGUUCAGCCAUUCAAUUACUGAUUGAUUCUGAUAACUAUGGUGAAUGUGAGAACAUAAAUUAUGAUGGUUGUGCGAAAAUCGUCACAAAGAGUUGGAGAGUUAAACCACAGCUUGGUGUGCCGACACUGGCUGCUGUAGUUGUAUCUCGUACAUGCGCAGCUAUUCCGGAAGGAUAUGGUGUCGGUUGUUUCAGUUCAGUUGGUGGUGCUGGAAUGCGAAGAACUGUAUGUUAUUGUCGUGGAAACUUUUGUAAUCAUAGUAGCAUACUAAAAAGAAGUAAUCCAUUUUUUGUGGUUCUUUUUCUUUUGCUAACAACGACUGCUAUUGACAAGAUUCCACUCUGCUUUAUAUGAUCAAAUCAUGGGUGAAUGUAGUUGAACAUUCCAGCAUAUUUAUGUCAUACUUUUGGCUAGAAGAAAUCCCCAUAAGUAACACUGGAACAUGAAGCAUUUACACCUAUUGAUGUGUUAAAACAAUUCACAUCAACACUUAAAUGUUCCAAUUUGAAAAAGUUUUUGAAGUAUUCAUGUAUCUAGUUUGUAUUUCAUUUUAUUUAAUAUGCAUCUAAUUCUUAAACUUUUAUGGGGGGGAUAUAAUUGAAGUUUUUGAUAGUGUUGUAUGAUGACAAGUACUGCUGCGAUAAAACAUAGAUGAAACUUAUGAUUCUUGGAGAAAAAAG
Molecule: messenger RNA, 1561 nt
Organism: Heterobilharzia americana
Lineage: Eukaryota; Metazoa; Platyhelminthes; Trematoda; Strigeidida; Schistosomatidae
Source: the annotation of a GenBank genome assembly